AAUCGUGGGCUCACAAUUCUGAUAUAAGAAUCAAGACGACGUCCAACAUUUACAACUCACCAGCAAGCAAUACAUUCGUUUCAGUCGCUUUCUACAUUCGCUUCUUCAGCCUUUACAUUCGUUCAUCAACACUCUUUUUUAUCAAAUAUACAAGUUUCAUUACUGCUAGCCAGAAUGAAGUUCAACGCCCUCGUCCUCAGCGCCGUCGCCCAAGUGGCUUCCGCCCAUUACUUUUUCGACACCAACAUUGUUGGCGGUGUUGCGCAGCCCCAGUUCAAAUACGUCCGCGAGUCGAGCCGUGUCACCAAGUACAACCCCAUCAAGUUCUCCUCCAACCCAGCUGCCGAUAUCCGUGAUGGAUCCACCGCCGAUGGCCCCGAUAUUGUUUGCAACCAGGGUGCCCAAAAGGCCGGCAAGACUCAGGUCAUGACCGUCAACGCUGGCGAGGAGAUCCGCCUCAAGUUGGCUGUUGGAGCCAAGUUCCAGCACCCUGGCCCUGCCCUGGUCUACAUGUCCAAGGCUCCCAGCACUGUGACUUCAUACGAUGGAUCUGGUGACUGGUUCAAGAUCUUCGAGGAGGGUGUCUGCGGCAACGGUGACUUCACCAGCGACGCCUGGUGCACCUACAACCGUGACUGGGUCGCGGCCAAGAUCCCCAAGGACACUCCCAACGGCGAGUACCUCGUCCGCGUUGAGCACAUUGGUGUUCACCGCUCCCACGUCAACCAGCCUGAGCACUACGUCUCCUGCAUGCAGGUCAAGGUUCAGGGUGGCGGUAGCGGUACCCCUGGCCCCAUGGUCAAGUUCCCCGGUGCCUACAAGGCCACCGACCCUUACGCCAACUUCAGCAUCUACAACGGCAAGAAGGACUUCCCCAUGCCCGGCCCCAAGGUCUGGGCUGGCGGUGCUAGCAGCGCCGGUGGUGCCACCACUCCCGCCAAGGAGGAGGCUACCUCUGCCGCCCCUGCUGCCCCUGCUAAGACUACCAUGGCCACUGUUGUUGCUCCUGCCCCUGCCGCACCCACCAAGGCUGCUGGCGGUGCUGGCUGUGCUGCCCUCUACGGACAGUGCGGUGGAAAGGGCUUCUCCGGUGCCAAGUGCUGCUCUGCUGGUUCCUGCAAGGCUGCCAACGACUGGUACUCUCAGUGCGUCAACUAAGCCUGUUUGCUAGGACUUGGUCGAAAAUCUGUGUAUAUUUUUCAUUCUUUGUGUCUAGAAGCGAGGCGUUGCAUCAGCAUAGCAUUGUUUUCUCAGGCGCUGUUCUCAUAGUGGAACACCUUUUACCCUUCUGUUUGCCUGGUGGAUGCGGUGCGAGCCUGUAUCAUAGCAAUAAAUCGUAACUUAUCAUCUGUGUUCCAAAACA
Alternaria alternata is the source of this 1363-nucleotide messenger RNA. RefSeq lists its product as hypothetical. Gene Ontology annotation, molecular function: cellulose binding. Gene Ontology annotation, cellular component: extracellular region. Gene Ontology annotation, biological process: carbohydrate metabolic process. The coding region runs from base 175 to 1158 and encodes 327 amino acids. NCBI's taxonomy places the organism in Eukaryota, Fungi, Ascomycota, Dothideomycetes, Pleosporales, Pleosporaceae. The transcript has a single exon. The record is from RefSeq and is a predicted model, not a curated record.